This is a messenger RNA of Tetrahymena thermophila SB210, 2526 nucleotides long. RefSeq lists its product as hypothetical. Lineage: Eukaryota; Ciliophora; Oligohymenophorea; Hymenostomatida; Tetrahymenidae. The transcript is spliced from 7 exons. The record is from RefSeq and is a predicted model, not a curated record.
AUGAGUGAGGAUUCUUAAACUAACCCUAAAGAUAAAAACGCUAAGCAAAAAGUAUAGGAUUUCUUCAUGCAGGCCCCUGGCAGUAUAAAAAAAUCUAUGGAUGAUAAUAACUAGAGUUUUUGGAAUAAAGUUUAGGAUAAAGCUAAACAGUAAAAGUAAAAAAAUGAAAAUGAAAUCACAAACAAUGAAGAUAUAUAAAACCAAGAAUAAAAAGAAUAAUCAAUGAAUGAAUAAAAUAAUAAACAAUAAUAAGAUUUACCUAUUAUUUAAGAUUAAAACAAUGAAGCUGAAAAAAAAGACAAUAAAAAUCAAGGAAAAAAGAGAGAUGAAGUAAAGGAUUUUUUUAGUUAGUUAGUAUCAACUGUUGGGAAAAAAACAAAUGACUCUGCUGACCAAAUGAUGAAUUCUAUAAGAAAAAAAUAGGAAGAGAAAAAAUAAAAAAAGAAAGAGCAUUAAGAUGAGUCAGAUAUGCUAAAAGCAGUAGAGGAAUAGUAAAAUGAUUUAAAAUAAGAUUAAGAUGACAAAACUGCAAUAGAAAUUAAAAAGGAGACUUUGCCAGAAAAGAUAAAGGAAUAAGCAUAGGCUAACUAACCUGAAAGCUAAAAAUAAGAAAUACAACCAUAAAAUAAUUUACCAGUUGUUGAGACAACAGACUAGCCCUAAGAAAUAUAAAAAAAGAAAAAGGAAAAAUAAAUUGAUAAAUUAGCUUACUUUUUUACUAACUCGACUACAGCUGUAAGUUAGAAAGCUUCUUAGCAAUAUGAGCAUUUUAAAGAUAAAGUAAAGGAAAAGCAGUAAAAAAAAAAUGAUGAAAAAGAGUUAGAUAAAUCUUUCUAAAAAAUGAUUAAAGAAGAGGAGGAAUUAAGAAAAUAAAGAUCUUCUUCUUUUACACCUAAGAGCAUUGGCAGAAUUCUUCCUCACAAUCGCCAUUACUAAGAAGAAUUUAAGAAUGAGUAAAGAAAAUAAUCUGAUUUUGCAUAAAACGAGUCAAGUGAUUAAGAGUAACACAAAGGAGAGAAUAAUCAAAAAAAUAAAAACUAAAACAAUCAAAAUAAAAAUCGCCAAAGUAUAUAACACAAUCUAGAUAAAUAACGUUUUUCUUAAAGCCCUAAUAGUUAGUAGAAGUUAAUACUUAAGAGGAAUAUGGUGGGAUAAAACAUACAAAAGUAGAGUUAAAAUAAAAAUUAUAAUUAGGAAUUAUAGAAUAGUUAAAAAUAACACCCUGAGCAUGUUUAUGUAAGAAAUUUCGUUGAAAAAGAGUUUGAUAAAGAAGAAAAGUUAAGAGAAGCAGCACGUAAAAAGAGAGAACUUGAAUUAUAAUUAUUAUAAGUGAAUUAAGAACUAAUUCAUUUACGUAAAGAUGUUACUAAUGAGGAAAAAUCACCUAAGUCAUCUCAGUUCAUUGUAAAGAAAGGUAAAAUCAUCCCACCAAUAAAAGAGCACAACUAAGUCAAAGCUAUGAUUUAGAUUUCUGAUGAUAAAAAGGCUUUAGAAGAUGCAAUGAAUUUGGUAAAAAGAAUGUAAUAGGAAAGAAAAUUAAAAGAGCAAUAAGCUUAGAAUAGAAUGAAAAUAAAUUCUGCUAAAUUUAAAAGCUAGUUGUAAGAAUUCAAAGAUAAUGGUGAAGACUAUUUUUAUCAAAAAGAGCUUUAAAGAAAAAAUGAAAUUUUGAAUAGAAUGUAAGAGUAUGAACUUAAGAAGUUAGAAGGAAUAAAGUUAUAAAAUGCAUCUAAAUAGUUUAUAUAAGAAUUAAUUCAUCAAGGACCUCGUGAAGGUAAAAUAUCUUAAAAUUAUAGGAGUAAUGUCUCAGAAAUACAAAAAGAAUUGGAAGUUAAUUUAUCGUAAGUCAGAGUCUCUAAGCUUUAAACUCCUUUGUUGGAUAAAAAGAAACAAAGUCUUUAGAAUGUAAGAAAUUUUGAGGAUAGUAAUAAAUCAUACAGAGAAUAAGAGGAAAUAAAUGACAGAUAAGAAGACAUUAAUGACAGAUUAGAUGAUUAUAAAAUCGAUUCUAAAAACUAAAUUGAUGAUAAAAAUUACGAGUCAUCUCAUAUAUCUUAAAAUAAAUAUGAUUAAGAAUCUUAGAAAGCUUAAUAAGAAUAAUCGUAACAAAGUAAAAAGAAUUAUGGAUCUAUUUUUACAAAAAGAGUAAUAGCUCAUGAUUAGCAAGUUAAAUAGUUUGAUAGGAUGCUAAGUGAAGAAAAAAAGAAACUUUAUGAAAAGAGAAUGAAUUAUUCUAAGUAAGUGAAAGUCAGAUAUCAACCUAAAAAUUUAGUUGACAAUUACAAUUUUUAUCAAGAUGCCAUUUUUUUGAAACAACAAAUGAAAGUUUCUGAUUAAAUGAAUAUGGAUUAUUAUCAUCCUGAAAAAAAGGAACCUUUAAGAUCUUCUAUUCCAUAAUAAGAGUAUGAAAAGUAUAGCAAAGAGCCAAGCAAUUAUAUUGAAGCUAACAGAGCCUGGAAGAUACAUAAUAAAGUUAUAUUAAACCACGAAUAUCCUUAAUCUGAAUAAAUAAAAAAUUUAUAAUUUUGA